GACCAUGGAGGAGUUGGAGCAACCCUGGAGGCCAACGUUGCCUUUGUGCGACAAGGCCAUUGAUCUGAAAGCGGCCAAUAAGAUCCUAUCCAGUGCACAGACGCGGGAGAAAUGUUUGAAGAUCUUCCAGUACGCUUCCCGAUUGGUGGCGUAUGUUUUGCUACGUGGCAGCUUGAAGGAUUUAGGCAAACACUUUGAGGCGCUCUCAAAGAACCUGUCCACAGCGCGGCGUUUCUUCAAACUUUUUAGGUUCAUGAAGCAUUUUGAGGACCUUGCCGAUGCCAAGGAGGAAAAGGACCCCACCUUCCAGAAGUUGUUAUACCUGGACGUGGCGGCCAAUGUGGUUGCAGAUAUUUCGGAGGAUUGGACCUCCCUGGAGAAAGUUGGCUUCUUGCGCAAGGGCACACUGCAUCCGCGCACGGAGUACUAUGCCAACUGGUGCCAGUUGGUUUUGGCAGUUGUGGAGAUUAUCGUCACCAAGAUCAAGGCGGACCGUGCCAUGGAGAAAGCUUCCAAGCCAGACGCGUCCAAAGAAGUUCUGCGGAAAAGAACCAUGGCUCAACUUGAAUUCAGCAAGUUCCUGGCGGAUUUGGUGAAGGCAUUUUGGGAUUGCGAACUCAGCUUUGCAUCUGAACUGGCCUUUAUCCUCUCGGGCCUCUGGGCAGCUUUGGUCAGCACCCACAAGUAUGCCAUCCGAGUUCUGAAGUAGCUGUCCGGAUGUAGCUCAUCGCCAAAGAAAAAGAA
Cladocopium goreaui is the source of this 744-nucleotide messenger RNA. The record is from the annotation of a GenBank genome assembly. NCBI's taxonomy places the organism in Eukaryota, Dinophyceae, Suessiales, Symbiodiniaceae.